AUGGGACAAACUAUCACCACCCCCAAAAGUUUAACUUUGCAGCACUUCAAGGAAGUCUGUGACAUCGCCCACAAUCUCUCGGUGGAAGUGCGGAAAGGAAAGUGGGACAUCUUCUGCUCAUCUGAAUGGCCCACCUUUGACGUGGGCUGGCCACGAGAUGGCACCUUUAACCUAGAUAUUAUUUUGCAGGUGAAGGCCAAAGUCAUGAAUCCUGGGCCCCAUGGGCAUCCAGACCAAGUCCCUCAUAUCAUCACGUGGGAAUCUCUGGUCAAGGACCCCCCACCGUGGGUGAAGCCCUUCUUGCCUCCCCCUUGCCCAAAACCCACUCCUUCUGUCCCCUCUCUCCCGCCUCCAUUAGUUCCUACCCCAGUAAACUCCACCCUUUACCCAGUCUUUAUGAAACCUACUCCAGAAAAGGACCCUAGCCACAAGAAGACACCCCCGGUCCUGCCGGCGGAUGAUGGCCCUCUACUGGACCUGAUGACCGAACAACCCCCUCCUUACAGGGGCCCAAACCCGGCAGAGGAACCAGAGGAGGCAACCGCCAGAGGGGGACCCCAGGGAGAGCCCCCCUCGUCCCCGGUGGCAGGACACUUAAGGGGAAGACGGGAAGUCACUCCCGACUCCACAUCCCAGGCCCUACCGCUACGGAUGGGGCCUGAUAGCCAGCUCCAAUAUUGGCCCUUUUCUGCGUCUGAUUUAUAUAAUUGGAAAAAUAAUAACCCUGCUUUUUCGAAGGAUCCCUCUAGGCUCACUGCAUUGAUCGAGUCUAUUUUAGUGACUCACCAGCCCACUUGGGAUGAUUGCCAACAGCUGCUCCAGACGCUGUUGACCACUGAGGAAAAGCAGCGGGUUGUCAUAGAGGCACGUAAAAAUGUUCCAGGAGACGAUGGACAACCCACCCAGCUUCCACACAGAAUAGAUGCGGCUUUUCCCUUGGAGCGACCGGAUUGGGACUUCUCUACUGAGCGCGGUAGGGAACGCCUACGUCAAUAUCGCCAGUUGCUCAUGGCGGGUCUCCGUGGGGCCGCAAAGCGCCCAACUAAUUUGGCCCAGGUUAAAUUAGUGACUCAAAAGUCUGAAGAAUCUCCCUCUGCCUUCCUAGAACGCCUCAAGGAGGCAUACCGUGUGUAUACUCCCUACGAUCCAGAUAGUCCGGAUCAGGCAACUAACUUAGACAUGUCUUUCAUUUUUCAGUCAGCCCCAGAUAUUAGACGGAAGUUAGAAAGACUUGACAAUUUAAGAGAAAAUAUAGUGCAGGAUUUGCUGAAGGAGGCAGAGCAGAUUUAUAACAAGAGAGAGACACAGGAAGAAAGGGACGAAAGGCUGAAGAGAGAGGCAGAAGAAAGGGAGAAUGUCAGGGAGCGGAAGAGAAAUAAAGAGUUUAGCAGGAUAACUCUUAACGUGGGGGGGCAACCUGUCACCUUCCUGGUGGACACCGGAGCCCAACAUUCGGUACUCACCACCUCACCGGGACCCCUAACUGACAAAUCAGCAUGGGUUCAAGGAGCAACCGGAGGAAAGAGGUACCGUUGGACUACCGAGAAAGGUACCGGUAGGGUAACUCACUCCUUUUUGCACGUCCCUGAUUGUCCCUACCCCCUGCUGGGGAGAGACCUACUUAUGAAACUUAGGGCACAAAUCCACUUUGAGGGGACUAAAGCCCAUAUUACCGGGCCGCAGGGACAGCCCUUGCAUGUGCUAACCAUACACUUAGAAGAUGAGUACCGGCUCCACGAGCCUGAGAAACCUGAGUCGCAGGAUGUGACUAGUUGGCUAGAGAAAUUUCCCCUGGCUUGGGUGGAGACUGGAGGAAUUGGUCUCGCCAUUCACCAACCGCCCUUGGUGAUUGCUCUAAAGGCAUCUGCGACUCCUGUCUCUAUCAAACAAUAUCCAAUGUCACAUGAGGCCUACCAGGGAAUCAGACCCCACAUUCAGAGACUUUUAGAUCAGGGCAUAUUGGUACCGUGCCAAUCUCCUUGGAAUACGCCUCUCCUUCCAGUCAAAAAGCCAGGAACAGGAGAUUAUCGCCCAGUACAGGACUUAAGGGAAGUCAACAAAAGAGUGGAGGACAUACACCCCACAGUCCCCAACCCAUACAAUCUGUUGACUGGGCUUCCCCCGAGAUAUGUUUGGUAUACAGUCCUGGACCUCAAGGAUGCUUUCUUCUGUUUGAGGCUCCACCCAAAGAGCCAAUCUCUUUUUGCCUUUGAGUGGAAGGAUCCAGAGCUGGGAAUAUCGGGCCAGCUUACUUGGACAAGAUUACCACAGGGGUUCAAAAAUAGCCCCACCCUUUUCGAUGAAGCUCUACACCGGGACUUGGCUGACUUCAGGGUCCAUCACCCUACCCUAAUUUUACUCCAGUAUGUGGAUGACCUCCUCCUGGCUGCAGAAACUGAGAAAGAAUGUAAGGAGGGAACAGAGGCCCUCUUGAGAACUUUAGAAAUUCUAGGAUACCGGGCCUCAGCCAAAAAGGCCCAGAUUUGCCAAAGACAAGUUACUUAUUUGGGAUACCAGAUCAAAAAUGGGCAAAGGUGGCUGACCGAGGCAAUUUUGGGAAUUCCAGAACCCAAAAAUCUGAGGCAGUUAAGAGAGUUCCUAGGUACGGCGGGGUUUUGCCGCCUCUGGAUCCCGAGGUUUGCAGAGAUGGCCGCACCACUCUACCCCCUUACCAAACAAGGGACUCUCUUCACUUGGGGGGAUGAACAACAGAGGGCCUACGCAUCAAUAAAAGAGGCCCUGCUAACUUCCCCUGCAUUAGGAUUGCCGGAUUUAAACAAGCCCUUUGAGUUGUUCGUGGACGAGAGACAAGGGUAUGCUAGAGGAGUCCUAACUCAAAAACUUGGACCUUGGAGGCGUCCGGUUGCCUACCUGUCUAAGAAACUCGACCCAGUGGCCUCAGGUUGGCACCCUUGCCUACGGAUGGUGGCUGUGAUCGCCCUCUUGCUCAAGGACUCUGGCAAACUGACUAUGGGGCAGCUGGUAACUAUCCUGGCUCCACAUGCGGUUGAGGCCCUGGUAAAACAACCUCCGGGCCGAUGGCUCUCUAAUGCCCACAUGACUCAUUACCAGGCUCUGUUACUAGACACUGAUAGAGUGCAAUUUGGUUCUGUGGUAGCCCUCAACCCAGCAACGCUGCUUCCCCUACCAGAAGGUCCAGAAGUUCAUGAUUGUCUCCAGAUACUUACAGAGGUACAUGGCACCCGACCUGACCUAACUGACCAACCCCUUUCGGAGGCCGACUUCACCUGGUUCACCGACGGGAGCAGUUUCCUGGACAACGAAGAGCGGAGAGCAGGGGCUGCGGUCACCACCGAAACUGAGGUAAUUUGGGCCAAGGCCCUACCACCUGGAACCUCAGCGCAACGGGCUGAACUCAUCGCCCUGACCCAAGCCCUCCGAAUGGCGGAAGGUAAGAAGCUAAAUGUCUAUACAGACAGCCGUUAUGCCUUUGCCACUGCUCAUAUCCAUGGAGAAAUAUAUCGAAGAAGGGGACUGCUUACCUCCGAAGGGAAAGAGAUUAAAAAUAAGACGGAGAUAUUGGCCUUGUUAGAGGCUUUGUUCUUACCCUCGAGGCUGAGCAUUAUUCAUUGCCCAGGUCACCAAAAGGGGGACAGCUUGGAAGCCAGGGGCAACCGCUUGGCGGACAUGACAGCCAGGGAAGUAGCGAUGCAAGGAAAUUCAGAGGCUCCCCGAACGGGGGCCACAUACAACCCCACAACAAGACUCUGGACUUUCAACGAGCGACCUGUGUGGCCCCUACAACAGACCCGGGACCUGAUCAAGUAUCUCCAUCAACUGACCCAUCUUAUCCAAAAAAUGAAAACCCUCCUGGACAGAGAGGAAAACGCCCACUAUCUGCUAGGUAAAGAUAAAAUCCUACAACAAGUAGCUGAAGAGUGCACGGCAUGUGCCCGAGUCAAUGCAAGCCGUAACAAGAUCGGUGCGGGGGUCAGGGUCCGAGGACACCGCCCUGGCACUCAUUGGGAGAUAGACUUCACUGAGGUGAAACCUGGACUCUAUGGGUACCGGUACUUACUGGUAUUUAUAGACACUUUUUCUGGGUGGGCAGAAGCCUACCCUACUAAACAUGAGACUGCCAGAGUUGUCACCAAGAAACUUUUAGAAGAAAUCUUCCCUAGGUAUGGAAUGCCGCGAGUACUGGGCUCUGACAACGGGCCUGCCUUCGUCUCCCAGGUAAGUCAGUCAGUGGCCACAUUGUUGGGGAUUGAUUGGAAAUUACAUUGUGCAUACCGCCCCCAGAGCUCAGGGCAGGUAGAAUGUAUGAAUAGAACUAUUAAGGAGACUUUAACCAAAUUAACGCUUGCAACUGGCGCUAAGGACUGGGUAUCCCUCCUUCCCCUAGCGUUGUAUAGGGCUCGAAACACUCCGGGCCCCCAUGGGCUCACUCCUUUUGAGAUCUUGUAUGGCGCCCCGCCACCCGCCCAUUUCUUUGACUCUGGAAUAGCCUCCUUUGCUGAUACCCCCUCUCUUCAAGCUCAUUUGCAGGCUCUACACCUUGUGCAACGGGAGGUUUGGAAGCCUCUGGCGGCCGCGUAUCGAGAGCAGCUAAGUCAACCUGCGGUCCCGCACCAAUUCCAGAUUGGAGACGUGGUUUGGGUACUGCGACACCAGACAAGGAACCUGGAACCACGCUGGAAAGGACCUUACACUGUUCUGCUGAUGACACCCACAGCUCUGAAAGUAGACGGCAUCGCCGCCUGGGUCCACGCCUCCCACGUCAAGGCCGCCACCCCUGAGCAGCCGCCUGACGCCUCGGACUCGGGAACCCGAUGGAAACUCCACCGCACUCAAAAUCCUCUCAAGAUAAGACUGACUGGGGGGGGGGGAAGCCUAAUAGUCUUGCUUCUUACCCUGAGUAUUACAACAACCCAGGCCUCUUCCCCGCACCAAAUUUUUAACUAUACCUGGAUUAUCGAAAAUCAAGCUGGGGACAUUGUUAACACCAGUUCCCAGGUUGGAGCCCAACCCCACUGGCCCAGUCUGGAGGUAGAUCUCUGUGCCCUUGCUCUAGGGGCCAGCCCCGACUGGGGAACCCCCGAGGUCGUGUACACUCCGGGGUCAAGCGCCCCCCAGCUAGAGGGCCGUCGCCCCAUAGUUCCGGGCUGUCGCAACGGGAUUGAGAGAGCAGACCUACAUGUUCAGGCAGGGAUCUAUGUCUGUCCGGGAAGUCAUAGGAACAAAAACCUCAACUAUAAAUGUGGGUGGGCAAAUGACUACUUUUGUGCCUCUUGGUCCUGUGAAACUACGGGAGACACCUACUGGGCUCCCUCCUCCAAUUGGGAUUAUAUAACUGUUAAGAGAAAAGAUCGCCAGCCAGGGGCGACCCCCAAUCAUAUCCCAGAUCAAUUAAAGACAAAAUGUGCCACCAAUAGCACUACAAAGGGGUGGUGUAAUCCCCUGCUCAUUCAGUUCACUGAGCAGGGAAAGAAAGCACCCUGGACAACUAGCACCAGGGGUUUUGAAUGGGGCAUCAGGCUUUAUAUGCACGGAUGGGAUAUGGGCCUUACCUUUAAACUCAAACUUAAAAAGACCUCACCCACAACUGCCUCUGUGGGACCCAACCCAGUCUUACAGAAGCCCUCUCUACCACGACCUCCACCCCGGCCAACAUCACCCCCAAGUACUUCUGUUUCUUCCCCCAGCUCCGCUUGGUUAAUUACAGGCCCCACGAUGCAACCUCAGCGACCUGGGUCAGGAGGUAGGCUCCUCCAUUUAAUAGCAGGAGCCUACCAGGUGCUAAACCGCUCCGAUCCCCACCUGACUCAAGAAUGUUGGUUAUGCCUGGUUUCUACCCCACCCUAUUAUGAGGGAUUAGCUAUAAUGGGCAAUUUCUCUAAUCAUACCACACCGCCAGCAACUUGCUAUCCCUCUGUUCAGCAUAAGCUAACCCUGUCAGAGGUAUCCGGGCAAGGACUUUGUGUAGGGACCAUACCCGCUGCCAAUCAGCCACUUUGUAAUUCCACUGCCCCUCUUACCUCAGGAAGUUAUUACCUGGCUGCCCCCAAUAAUACCUUGUGGGCCUGCAACACUGGCCUGACCCCUUCCCAAGGCUGGAAUGAUAGUUCUGAAUUUUGUAUUUUAAUCGAACUAUGGCCUAAAAUAGUUUACCAUGAACCAGAAGAAGUUUAUAGGCACUUUGAAAAAGGGACUCGAUACCCUAGAGAACCUUUGUCUCUAACCCUGGCAAUAAUGCUGGGGGGACUAACGGUUGGGGGCAUAGCCGCAGGGAUUGGGACUGGGGCCACCGCCCUAUCAGCGACCCAUCAGUUCCUACAACUUCAACAAGCUAUGCAUGCCGAUCUACAGGCGUUAGAAGAAUCAGUAAGUGCCUUGGAGAAAUCCUUGACCUCACUGUCUGAGGUAGUUCUACAGAACUGUAGAGGGCUAGAUAUCCUCUUUUUGCAAGAGGGAGGACUAUGUGCGGCUCUAAAAGAGGAGUGCUGUUUCUAUGCCGAUCACACCGGACUAGUCAGAGACAAUAUGGCCAAACUUAGAGAGAGACUUAAUCAGAGAGAAAAGCUCUUCAAUGAGAGACAAAGUUGGUAUGAAAGUUGGUUCAAUAAGGCCCCCUGGUUCACCACUCUUGUUUCCUCUCUCAUGGGCCCCUUAAUUAUAAUUCUUUUAAUUCUACUUUUCGGGCCUUGCAUUCUAAAUAGGUUAGUUCAGUUUAUGAAGGACCGGCUCUCCGUCAUACAGACGUUAGUGCUAACCCAGCAGUAUCAUCAACUCAAGCAGCUAGAGACGGAGAUUGACUCUCCCUAG
Molecule: messenger RNA, 6786 nt
Organism: Meriones unguiculatus (Mongolian gerbil)
Lineage: Eukaryota; Metazoa; Chordata; Mammalia; Rodentia; Muridae
Biological process (GO): virion assembly; proteolysis; DNA integration
Molecular function (GO): aspartic-type endopeptidase activity; RNA-DNA hybrid ribonuclease activity; nucleic acid binding
Source: RefSeq, a predicted model, not a curated record